CGGGAGGCGCAGGGUGUCGCCGAAUACAGCCUGGGUACAUCGCAGCUUUAAAUAAAGUCGAGGAGCCCGGGGCCCCAUUCCAUCCUUCGAUGGGAUUUAUCGCCUCUUUCCGGAUCUCCAUCUCCGAGAGGAAGAAGAUGCAAGCCAGCCCCAUCCGCAUCCCAACUGUCACCAAUGAUACCGACUGGGACUUCUGCUUCCAUCUUACCCACAGGUCCCAGCAAACCAAGAUCCCAGAACAUCAGCGAACAGAUGAGUCAUCUCCCACUAGUGGAUCUGAAGAGAGUGAGGAAGACACCAAAGCCAAGGAGAAGGCCAUAGACUGUAUGUCUCAUCCCAAAGAGAAAUUGGCCCAAUCCCAGAAGAAAAUAGCUCAGCUGAUUAAGAGGAAAAAGAACAUUGAAGCAAAUAAGGAGCUGAUUCGCUGUGUCAUCCUUUCUCGGAUUAUUUUUGGGGAAGAACACUGGAAAUGUGCACAGGCUUUGGCCACCCUGGCUUAUGGCUACCUGACACUGAGAGGCCUUCCAGCUCAGGCCAAGAAACAUGCCGAGUCCGCCAAGAACGUCCUGCUGACCUGGAAGGGAACCACAACCUCAGACAAGGAGGAAAAGCAAAUUCUGGAGACUCUGGUCAUGCUCUACUACACUCUGGGGGUGGCCUGCCUCCUGCAGAACCAUGGCAGAGAGGCGUAUUUCAACCUGCAGAAGUCAGAGAGAAACAUGAAGGAGCUGAGGAAAUCAUAUAAGGGAAGCACUUGUGGGUUACAGGUCUCAGAGAACGAUCUAAGAAUCGCUUUGGGCAGAGCCUCCUUGGCCAACUGCAGGUUAAACCUUGCACUGAUAUACUUUGAAAAGGUGGUUGACAACGUUAUUGCCAAUAAGGGUGACAAUACGUCAGAUCUGGUCAGCCUUUACCAGGAAAUGGCUCAGAUCGAGCAGCUGAGGAGGAACCACGAGCACGCCAUCCAGUACUUGCACCAGGCCCAUUCUAUCUGUGUCUCUUUGUACACUGAAGUCAGCCCCCAAGCUGCAGAGGCGAGCGCGUUACUAGCCAAGGCUUAUGCCAUGUCUGGAGAGGUCCAACACAAGGAAUCUCACCAAAAUUUACCUGCAUGAAGAGUAGAGAAUCCUACACGCAAUGAACAUGGCCUGAGAUCUAUCAGUUAAUUAGGAAAUCCAGUGAUAGAAGAGAAACAUUGGCUCCUCUCCCCAGCCUCCUCCACUCUCAACCUCCUUGACUCUUUCUCUGCCUUAUGAGAAAGAAUGUUUGUAGCAGCUAGAAUUUUCUCGACUUCUAUUCAGAAGUGAGGUACUGGGGGUUCUAGAGGAAAGCUGAGUCAUGAACCCAUCCCUCAGCAGUAAUCCUUCUCAGGCAGGGCCAUCCUUUUCAUAGUGGGUAGCUUUGAGAGAGACUUGGAGGAACUAGUAAGGAAGGACAGUCCCACGCUCACCUGGCUUGAUUCAGUUAGUGUACACUGACAGAUUCAGUGGUUUAUCAGGAGGAAUUUGAGAUUUAUCUAAAAUAUAAUUUAAAUAUUUUAAAAAAUGCUGUGCUUUUAAACACAAUCUUUUUUUUAAAAAAAUAAUCUUUUCUGUGCUUAUAAAAAUAAUCCAUUUUGCUGGACGUUAUCUGCCAGUUACAUAUAUGAGAGAGAAAGGAAGUAUGUGUGUGUGUGUGUGUGUGAGUGAUGAGGGGGGAUGAUAUUAUUUUCUAUUCUUAUAUUUCCUUAUGUUAUUAAAUAAACUUUUUUUUUUAAGUUUUCAGAAGUUAUUUGGAUAUUUUGAACAUUGGUUUCUUUAGCAUGACUGUUCAUUGAAGAUUCUUAUUCUGUGUUUUCUAGCUAAUUAUCUUGCUCCUUUUAAAAAUGUCCUUGUGUAUACUCACAGUAUUUGUGCUCCAUGUAUAUAUUUGAUUUUUUAAAAACAGUCUUCAUGGUUAUUAAGAAGU
Cervus elaphus (red deer) is the source of this 1947-nucleotide messenger RNA. RefSeq names its product tetratricopeptide repeat domain 23 like (gene TTC23L). Bases 90 to 1115 code for a protein of 341 amino acids. The record is from RefSeq and is a predicted model, not a curated record. The transcript is spliced from 9 exons. Gene Ontology annotation, molecular function: protein binding. Lineage: Eukaryota; Metazoa; Chordata; Mammalia; Artiodactyla; Cervidae.